AACCGACUGCGAAACAAAGAGUAAGGGCUAAUUAAAAAUCUGAGGUUCACUACUGAAACACAUCGAGAAAAGAAGAACAACAACAGCAAAAGAAUAAUCACAAAGAUGGCUUCGGCCAUGGUUUUAGAUCCACCAAAAUCCAUAGAACCACCACCAUCAUACUCAUCGAUGGGAUCUGAUCUCAAAAACCUCUACGAACAAUCGAUGACCUACGAUGAAGAAGAUUUGUAUGGUCGUCUCAAGUAUCUUCAACGACAACUCGAAUUCAUCGAUAUUCAAGAAGAAUAUAUUAAAGAUGAACUCAAAAAUCUCAAGAGAGAAUUACUUAGAGCACAGGAAGAAGUUAAAAGGAUUCAAUCAGUUCCUCUUGUUAUCGGUCAAUUUAUGGAAAUGGUUGAUCAAAAUAAUGGGAUUGUUGGUUCAACUACUGGUUCUAAUUAUUAUGUUAGGAUUUUAAGUACUAUUAAUAGAGAACUGUUGAAGCCUUCUGCUUCUGUUGCUUUACAUCGUCAUUCAAAUGCUCUUGUUGAUGUUUUGCCUCCUGAAGCUGAUUCAAGUAUUUCUUUGUUGUCUCAAUCUGAGAAGCCUGAUGUUUCUUACAACGAUAUUGGAGGUUGUGACAUUCAAAAACAAGAAAUACGUGAGGCUGUUGAGUUACCACUUACGCAUCACGAGCUAUACAAGCAGAUUGGUAUUGAUCCACCUCGGGGUGUUCUGCUUUAUGGUCCUCCUGGUACUGGUAAAACUAUGCUUGCCAAAGCUGUUGCAAAUCAUACAACUGCUGCUUUCAUUCGAGUGGUUGGUUCUGAGUUUGUGCAGAAGUAUCUAGGAGAGGGUCCAAGAAUGGUUCGUGAUGUUUUCCGUCUUGCGAAAGAGAAUGCUCCUGCUAUCAUCUUUAUUGAUGAAGUAGAUGCCAUUGCUACUGCUAGGUUUGAUGCCCAAACUGGAGCAGAUAGAGAAGUUCAGCGUAUUCUCAUGGAGCUUCUGAAUCAGAUGGAUGGAUUUGACCAAACCGUGAACGUUAAGGUCAUAAUGGCAACUAAUCGUGCUGACACAUUGGAUCCUGCACUUCUAAGACCUGGUAGACUUGACAGAAAAAUUGAAUUUCCUCUUCCUGAUAGACGACAAAAGCGACUGGUGUUCCAAGUAUGCACUGCAAAGAUGAACUUGAGCGAUGAGGUAGAUCUCGAAGACUAUGUCUCUCGUCCAGAUAAAAUCAGCGCUGCAGAGAUAUCUGCUAUUUGUCAAGAAGCUGGAAUGCAUGCUGUCCGCAAGAACCGAUAUGUUAUUCUUCCCAAGGAUUUCGAGAAGGGCUACAGGACGAAUGUGAAGAAGCCAGACACAGAUUUCGAUUUUUACAAGUGAGAAGGUUUGCCAGUAAAGAAACUUACAGAAGUGCGCUACGAAAAGCACUGGAAAAAUUGACAUGUGAAAGAGUGUUGGGACAGCUUUUCGCUUCCCAACCAGAGUAGUCGUAGUAGUGGGCUGGGACGGCCUUUCUGUUUGAUUUGUUAAAACUUUUGCAUUCCCUAAGAAAUAGCAAUGGUCUCUCAAACUUACUUUUGUAUUUCUUAUUUCAAGGAUUGCCAUCUCCACUGCUACCCUUUUCAUGCACAUCAUUUAUUUGUAGUUCUAUAUACAAUAUGUACUUGUUCAUUUGAUGGGUGCCGCUUAUUAAAGUUGGAUAUUUUUUUAUUCA
This is a messenger RNA of Papaver somniferum (opium poppy), 1699 nucleotides long. RefSeq names its product 26S proteasome regulatory subunit 6B homolog. Gene Ontology annotation, biological process: proteasome-mediated ubiquitin-dependent protein catabolic process. Gene Ontology annotation, molecular function: proteasome-activating activity; ATP binding; ATP hydrolysis activity. The record is from RefSeq and is a predicted model, not a curated record. The transcript is spliced from 6 exons. Gene Ontology annotation, cellular component: proteasome regulatory particle, base subcomplex. The coding region runs from base 106 to 1365 and encodes 419 amino acids. Lineage: Eukaryota; Viridiplantae; Streptophyta; Magnoliopsida; Ranunculales; Papaveraceae.